UCCACGAUUUUCUCACGUUUGUGCAGUUUUUAGAUCGAAAUUCAAUUAACUAUAAUUAAACGAUCCAAUUUGGCUGGUUAAUCUAAACGGCGAUUAAAGAGUCGAAGUUGUUUUCUAAUGGUCAAUGCAGUACAAUUGUUCAUUGUAUAUAUUCACCACGGAGAUAUACAUUUUGCUGCCGAUUCGGCAGCAUGGCAUACUGAAGGUACGAGGUGACGAUGGCAUCGGAAGAACAUAAACGAUUAGCUGAUUUCAUAAAAGCAGUCCACAAUGAUUUGCGGGAAAAAACUCAUCUUUAUGGAGCUACGGAAGCGUGGAGGCGACACGUUGAACAGCGUGAUGUUUUACAGAAGUAUGCGACGUCGAUGGAAGCGCUGGCGACGAAACAUUGGGUGAAGCCUGGAGAAGAUCCACGAAAGCAACAGACGAGUGUGAAAUGGAUCGAAAAUGAAUGUAUGGAAUAUUUUAUUAACGGGGGAUUAGAAAAGUAUAACGAGCGAGAGAUAGAAAUAAUACAGAAAAUGCUGGAUACUCGGUUCUCCGAUGUUGCUUAUCCAAAAGAUGGAUCUGGCAUUAGUUUUGAGAAAUGUAAUGAAAUUUGCGAUUUUAACAUCGGACGCAACUUUAAAAAAGUAAGGUUAUUAGACGUGGGAAGCUGUUACAAUCCACUUGGAUUAAUUGAAAUCUUCGACGUAACGGCUGUCGACCUAACCCCAUUUGCCGAUAGUGUCUUACGGUGUGAUUUUCUUAGUUUAAAAAUUGGAGAGCAUAGAGUAAUCAGCGAGGAGCGGAAAGAAUUGAAAGAGUUGCCUGCAAAGUUCUUUGACGCCGUUGCAUUUUGUCUAUUAUUGGAAUACAUGCCGUGUCCAGAACAAAGGUUCAAUUGUUGUCGAAAGGCAUACGAACUGUUACACUCGGGGGGAAUUCUCAUUAUCGUAACCCCAGAUUCAAAGCAUGUGGGAGCUAACGCCAGAAUAAUGAAGUCUUGGCGCUACGUAUUAUCAAAAUUAGGCUUCAUGAGACUGAAGUAUGAAAAACUAAAGCACACUCAUUGUUUAGUCUUCCGGAAAACUGUUUCUAAAGACGUAGCCAUGCGAUGGGCAGAUUUGCAAAAUUUCCCAAAGGACGAUACAUUAUUUCAGUUCGAUAACAAAAUAUUCAUUCCGCAAGAUUUUCAGGAGCGUAACAAUAAUGCAUUUCUAGACAAAGAAAUAGAAUACGGUGGUGACGUAGAUAUGUUCGACGAGUUGCCUUUCGCAGAGAACAGCGAUCGAUGACAAAUACCAUCCAGAUUGUCCGUUCCUAAAUUUCACCAUGUAUUUAUUCAUCGACUGGCAUUUCUCAAAACAACUUUACCUUACUAUUAAGAUUUCUCUGAUAUUUAGAAACUCUCUUCGAUCGAUAUGUUUCCACUUCACCUUAAUUCAUCGACAAGGUCUGAAUGUUUAAUAUAAAACCUCCCUGGAUCUCCAA
This is a messenger RNA of Orussus abietinus, 1473 nucleotides long. RefSeq names its product probable methyltransferase BMT2 homolog (gene Samtor). The coding region runs from base 219 to 1277 and encodes 352 amino acids. Gene Ontology annotation, biological process: negative regulation of TORC1 signaling. The record is from RefSeq and is a predicted model, not a curated record. NCBI's taxonomy places the organism in Eukaryota, Metazoa, Arthropoda, Insecta, Hymenoptera, Orussidae. The transcript is spliced from 3 exons.